AUGAAUCGAAUUUUUAUUUUGGCAUUCGUUUUAUUUGCUACGCUUUUUGCGGUCAAUGCAGCACCACUUGAACUUGUAAAAAGAGAAACUAAAUUUCCACCAUGUCCCAAUGCGCCACCAGAUGUAGUAGGACUCGAUGUAAAAAUGACACCUGAUCCUUUCGUUCCUGGAAAAGAAGAAACGUUUGACAUUAAAGGAACAUUGAAAAAAGAUAUUGUCGCUGGAGAUUUGCUUGGUCUUGGAUUCAUCGAUCUUGUCGCGGAAGCACCCAUAGGAGAUCCCCUUGUUGUGGAUAUUUGUACAUUACCUGGAGUUACUUGUCCGAUUAAAGCCGGAACUGCAUUUUCUACAACGCAGCAAUUAACUGCACCAGCCGCUUCAGAUUUACCUAAAUCAUACGCUAUUAUAAUUGCAAUGGAACAUGGAACACCACCUGAUGUUGAAGCAUUAGCCUGUUCAGCUGCUAUUUUUGGUGCUGAUAGUGAUUCUUCUGCUGUACCUGACUUUUGGAGUUUUUUAUAA
Molecule: messenger RNA, 522 nt
Organism: Rhizophagus irregularis DAOM 181602=DAOM 197198
Lineage: Eukaryota; Fungi; Glomeromycota; Glomeromycetes; Glomerales; Glomeraceae
Source: RefSeq, a predicted model, not a curated record